Messenger RNA from Trypanosoma brucei brucei TREU927, 789 nucleotides. RefSeq lists its product as hypothetical. NCBI's taxonomy places the organism in Eukaryota, Euglenozoa, Kinetoplastea, Trypanosomatida, Trypanosomatidae. Bases 1 to 789 code for a protein of 262 amino acids. The transcript has a single exon. The record is from RefSeq and is a predicted model, not a curated record.
AUGAAGCGACUAUUCCCUUCUGCAGGAGUGAGUGUUGUAUUAACAUCGUCUUCUAUCGUGAUGUCAUGUCCUUGCAAUCACAUAUUCAUUUCGCGUCGUGCUUACUACUGGCCCUAUAAUGAGGAUUUUGUACCCGAAGGUGCUGAAACAAGUAGGUUUCAGUCGAGUGGCUCCCCUGGCACGCGGCGCCGCGUACUUCAGGAGUAUGCACUGAGUCCUCUCUUUGGUGCGCGUGUGCCUUGUUGUGUUGUGGGGACGCUGCGCACCGCAAAAGAAAUAAUCGUUCUUAAGCGAGACAUUCAGUCACUUCUGUGCGAGCUUAUGGAGUUACCGCAGGGAAGUGUUACUUUGGGUCCAUUGCAGCAGAUGAGGGAAAUGAUGCUGUACAGGCACGGAACUUCACUCAGUCCACGAUUAGGCGAUGAGCGUCAACUGAACAUGGACGCGUACGCUAGAAGGCCCAUAGCGGCGCGCACUAUGAUGGACGUGUUUCUUGCAGAGGAUAUGUCAUUGGAUGAAAUUGUGAAUUUUGGUCGCCUGUCAUUGGGAAAGUUACAAAUAGCCCUCAACAACUUGAGGAAGGAAAGUGCUGAAAAGAGUAGCGCAGAUUGUGAGGACGGUAGUGCCGUUGAACCAGCCCAGUUGCUGGUGGAUCGCAUGGGAAUAUCAUACUGUGAGAUUCCUUCUUUAGAUGAGAGUGACUACGUGUUUGAAGAAGUAGGUGGCGUUGCGGUGACUGAUGAGGAGGCUGAACGGGUUGCUCAACGGUGGGCGGAACGUUGUGAGUAA